Messenger RNA from Daucus carota subsp. sativus, 2840 nucleotides. RefSeq lists its product as uncharacterized. The transcript is spliced from 7 exons. The record is from RefSeq and is a predicted model, not a curated record. Bases 887 to 2689 code for a protein of 600 amino acids. Lineage: Eukaryota; Viridiplantae; Streptophyta; Magnoliopsida; Apiales; Apiaceae.
GGCGACAAGAAAAAUGGAUGUGCGUGCACGGAAUAAAGAAUUUGAUCCCAACGGUCUAGGGAAAGAAGAUCGCUUCGUCUUUAACCUGAGGGAACCUCUUUGGGACGCUGCUGGAGAUGCUCUUACAUGCACAACAUCGAUGGAUCCACUGUACACAACAUCUCUUUAUCAACAUCUAACAUGCUCAUAAAGAUAAAAAGACUUGUAAAUUGUAAUAUACUGGUAGAUAAGGUGAAACACACACACUUAUAUGGGCUAAUGGUUAAAUGAAUUGAAAAGGGUCAGUCACGGGAAGUGUUUUUACAAGAAAAAGACAGAGUGUUCCUGAAUCAAGGUCUGCCAUUUUCUUUAAAUAAUGCAACCAGGAUGAGUAAUAACAAACAGGCACACAGUUUGUAAAACCAGUCAUAAUCCAAUCACUAUUUUUCAUACUGUAAAUCUUGUUUUGGAAUGCAGCAUUUAGUUGGCCUGUCAAUGAAAGUGACUGUUUGUAUGAAAAUGAUGAGUAUAGUGUUGAAUAUUAAUUUUUGUUUUAUUUUUGCAUGAAAAAUGAGAAUGACUUGGCCAAGUUAUAUGUAUGGAGUACAAGUUUGGAUCAAUGAAUGUGUUAAAUUUAGUGCCAGAAAUGUAAAUUCCAUAUCAGGAGACAUGAAAUUCAGACAUUAAAAUGAUUGCACAAAGAUUUAUGACAUUGUUUGUAGUUUCUAGCAAAGGUGACUUUUAGUUUGCAUUAUUAUAUAUCAGCUGCUGUUUCCUCUUGCAUUCUUUCCUGUUCAUUUUCUCAGUUGCUCAUGUCACAGUCUUUCUUCUGUAUAUAUCAUCUCAGUGGCUCUUUCAGGCUUGGAAGUAAAAUAAAUUCAGCAUCAUUACCUGUCUCCUGUCAGCUAUGCAAAAAACUAUAGGGAAACGGACUACGAUCACCGAGAAGACGCAGCUUAACUGCAAAUGGAAGCUUAUUGGUAUUUGCAACAAUCCCCAGGCUCUUGCUCCAACUCACAAGCUGCUGUCCAAUGUAAAGCAUGAGAACAAACAAGUCACUGGGUCUCGAAGGGGAAGUACUGAUACGCCAAAUCUUAGUAGUAGACCAACUGUGGAUGAUGAAUUGCACAAGUCUAGGAAGCUUUUGGAUGCAUUUGAUAUUUUGAAUUCGAACAGUGAUCUUUUCUUGAAACUUCUACAAGAUCCGAAUUCUUUAUUGAUGAAACAUAUCGAAAGCCAAAAGGAUAUGCAAGAAAAGACAGCAAGAACUACUACCUGUCAGGAGAACAAUCUUCCGGAAUCUGGCUCUGGUAGUGCCCUUCAUAAGUAUCAGAAGCCUCAACAUACUGUUCGCAAGUCCUUAUUUGAUAUAAUGAACGAGCAAGAAUGUGCAUCGAAGGACGAUGAGAUCAUAAGUACUUCAAAUUCAGCUAUUGCUCCCAAGGCAAGCCAGAAAGACCACAGAAGACGCGAGUUAGGGAAGCAUAGAGAGGAAGGGCCGAGCAGUGCAGCUCAGAUGGCGACCAGCAGUGAAUGUGCCACUGUUAGCCGCUCUAACCAAAGGGAUUCAGAGGCAAAGAGACGCCUUUCAAGAAGGCUAAAAAAUGUGGGGAAGAGUGAAAGUGUAUCAGGCAAAGAAACCCCAAGAUUGACAUUGAAGAGAAUACUGUCUUCACCAAAACAUGGCUUCGUGGCCUCUUCUUGUCCGAAGAUGGAGACAGAGGACAACAGUUUGCAGCCUAAAAAUGAAGAUGAUUCAACAAAACUUGCAAAGAUACACGAAACUGGCUUUUUAACUAAAGAUUUGAGCUCCAAUGAUUGUCAGAAGAAUCUGAAAGUGAACGAUACGAUACAGUCAGUAUCUGCAAAUCUCUCAGAGAUGCCGUCUAAGGACAGCAACGUUCACUCUACUGAUGCUGAAGAAAGCACCAGUACAACCAGACAGCGAAAGCAAUACCAAUAUUUGAAAUGCUCAACACAGGAUAUAAAUUUGGAGAAUCAGAUCUUGACAUCGUCAGCAGAAGUACCCUCCUCAAAUCAUAUUAGCAAAUACAGAAUCGAACUUGAGGGAAGCUUUGAAGAAACAGAGGAACAUCUAAGUCCAGUUUCGGUACUAGAUUCACUGUUUAGCGAGGAUGUCACCAGCCCCAGUAGCAAGAUGAACCAUCCUGCUAAACCUCAAGGAGAACCUGAUCAUGCUACGUUUGAAGAAAAACCAGUUAAAGUCGAUCAAGUUGAUCCUAAACUCAAUAUAUGUAGCUGCAUACGAACAGUUUUGCAAGCUUCUGAAUUAAACUGGAAGGAGCUUUCAGAGAACUCGCGCUCAUCAGGCCAACUUCUCAACUUAUUUUCAGUCCAUAGAAGGGAUCUUUUUGCAGAUUUUCUAAACGACGUCUUACAGGAGGUAAGCCAACAGAAUGUAGAAUGCAUCAGAUGGUCAUCGUUUAUUAGACCCGACACUCAAGCCUUUGGAGUACUUGGCAAAGAUGUGGUUGAAGAGGUGAUGAAAGAAGUUCACUGGUAUCUUGUUCCAUCAAUACUACCACGUAAACUCGAACACAUUGUCCGAAAAGACAUGGAAAAACCUCAGUGUUGGAGUGGCAGGAGGCAUGAUACUGAAGAAAUUGUCAUUCAGAUUGUUGAUGAUGUAUUAGAUGAAUCAGUAAUGGAAACCAUUUCAGCUAUUGGAGAGUAUGACUACUUCUUGUAACUCAGACAAUUUUCUAUUGAUCUUCACAGUUACAUUGGAAAUUUCUGAUAAUAAAAUUAUCAGACAUAUUAAUAAAUAAUGGCUUAGAAGGUACCAAUGUACUCUAGUUAUCUGUUAAAAAUUAAUUAGAAUAAAAUACAUACAUUCUGUA